Messenger RNA from Paramuricea clavata, 408 nucleotides. Lineage: Eukaryota; Metazoa; Cnidaria; Anthozoa; Malacalcyonacea; Plexauridae. The record is from the annotation of a GenBank genome assembly.
AUGCCUCCAAAGCGGCGAUUCAGGCCGCCGAAAUCUGAACAAGAAGAGAAACAGAUAUUGGAAGAGUGCAUCCCGCCUAAGUCUACACGAAGUUCUACAAAGUGGGCUUUCAAAGUCUUUUCCGAAUGGCAAGUUGCACGAGUGAACAAAAAUCCCCGUAUAGAGGAGCGGUCGUUUAAAAUUGACAUCGACAAAGUGCAGACAUUAGAUACGAAUAUCGCCAAUAUGAGUGUGGAAACCUUAAACUUUUGGCUGACCAAAUUUGUCCAGGAAGUGCCCAUGCAAGGCCAACGGAGAGAGCUAUCCGGGGAGAGUUUGUAUAUGAUUGCUGCUGGUCUUCAACGGCAUUUAGGCGAAAGUGGAAACGCCAUUCGACUGCUGAAUCAAGACGAAGAAGGUUAUAGUUAA